Acanthopagrus latus (yellowfin seabream) is the source of this 907-nucleotide messenger RNA. It is a transcript of the gene pebp1, whose product is annotated as phosphatidylethanolamine binding protein 1. NCBI's taxonomy places the organism in Eukaryota, Metazoa, Chordata, Actinopteri, Spariformes, Sparidae. The coding region runs from base 95 to 658 and encodes 187 amino acids. The transcript has 4 exons. The record is from RefSeq and is a predicted model, not a curated record. Gene Ontology annotation, biological process: negative regulation of MAPK cascade.
CCUACUGGUACGUGAACGCGGCACUUUUGGCAGUUUUUGUGUGCCUGGAAGAGGGAGUUAGUCAGCAGCGUCUGCUAUCUGACUUUAAUUCAAAAUGCCCGUAGAUUUGAGCCAGUGGACCGGACCUCUAGCCCUAACAGAGGUCGAGGAAAAGCCUGCACAGCCCCUGACCGUCAAAUACGGCUCUGUGGAAAUCGACGAGUUGGGGAAAGUGCUCACGCCGACGCAGGUGCAGAACCGACCCACCUGCAUCGAGUGGGAAGGAUGUGACUCCAGUAAGUUGUACACCUUGGCAUUGACCGAUCCUGACGCCCCCAGCAGGAAAGACCCCAAAUUCAGGGAGUGGCACCACUUCCUGGUGGUCAACAUGAAAGGGAACGAUGUUUCCUCUGGCUGCGUCAUGUCGGACUACGUGGGCUCAGGUCCUCCUCAGGGCACAGGUCUCCACAGGUACGUGUGGUUGGUGUACGAGCAAACUGGGAGCCUGUCCUGCUCCGAGGCCGUCCUCACCAACCGCUCCGGAAACGGCCGCGGCAAGUUCAAGCUCCAGAGCUUCAGGCAGAAAUACAACCUGGGAGCCCCGGUGGCGGGAACCUGCUACCAGGCCGAGUGGGACGACUACGUCCCCAAACUGUAUGACCAGCUGGCUGGAAAAUAAGUUAAUAAAAAAAGACUACUCUAAAGCGUUAAGCACUAGGGAUUCCCUCAGUGGCUGCAUUCUGUUGGAAAUUCCCACUCUUGCCAGCAGCAAAAUCCCCAACAGUAACAAAGCACUUAUUGUGAGUGUGCCUCCUAACAGUAUUUUCUUUUCUCCCACUGUUGCCUAACCAUGCCAUUUUCAAUACUAACUGCUCAGCUCACAGUCAUCACCUGCACUAUUCUGAAAUAAAUCUGCUACACACUGAAA